Molecule: messenger RNA, 585 nt
Organism: Laccaria bicolor S238N-H82
Lineage: Eukaryota; Fungi; Basidiomycota; Agaricomycetes; Agaricales; Hydnangiaceae
Exons: 3
Coding region: 1-585 (194 amino acids)
Source: RefSeq, a predicted model, not a curated record
AUGAGCACCAAGACCGCCACCAAGACCACCACCACCACCACCGUCGUCCUAACCGACGACGUAAAGGAAUUGAGGAAACAGAGGUACGAAGCUGCAAAAGCCGUUUCUGCCCCGACUUCUGCAGUUACACAAGCUUCCUCUGCACCACCCCCAGCCAGCACUUCAGCAGCCCGCGUUAUAAGAUCUGACAUGCUAUCAAACGCGUCUGGAAUCACACUCACCGGGGGAACCUUCAACAACGUCGGCGGAACCAUAUAUCGCGAGAUGCCAAAAAACGUCGCAGCGCCUAUGCCCAACGCACCGCAUGACGGGCAGGGGGAGGAAAACGACCAUAUUAUAGCGACCGCGUUCAACAAUCUUAGCAAGUUGACGGUCACUGAAGGAGCAGAUGUGGUGGUGGACAACUUUGGAGAAGAGUUGUUGCCUGGACAGAAGCCUACUAGCAAGAAAGGGGGAAGCAUACAUUCAACUAUGUUUGAGGGACUUAAGGAUUCUGUCAUCGGAGGGGGAACCUUUACGUGUGGGGGAAGAGUACAGUAUCUCACUCCGUCUAGUGGAGUAAAAACUCCAGGCGAGGGAAUCUGA